Messenger RNA from Drechmeria coniospora, 1770 nucleotides. Its product is annotated as DNA repair protein Rad7, protein. Gene Ontology annotation, biological process: SCF-dependent proteasomal ubiquitin-dependent protein catabolic process. Gene Ontology annotation, cellular component: SCF ubiquitin ligase complex. The record is from RefSeq and is a predicted model, not a curated record. Lineage: Eukaryota; Fungi; Ascomycota; Sordariomycetes; Hypocreales; Ophiocordycipitaceae. Gene Ontology annotation, molecular function: protein binding. The transcript has 3 exons. Bases 1 to 1770 code for a protein of 589 amino acids.
AUGGCCGGCCAACAGUCGGCCCUGACGGACUUCCUCGCCUCACACAACAUCUCGGCACGGCAAAUCAGGGAUGAAGCCGACCAGCGUCGGAUGGAUGCCGCCGUGCAAGGGUUGCAGGAAAAUGAAGAGGAUAACUCUGUUGUCACUGCGCCGACGACGAACCGGAGACGGUCAACCCGCGGUGGCGCGGUAGAGGUGCCAAAGUCGAAAAAGAAAAGCAACGAGCAGAAGGCAAUCGAGAAGAUGAAGAACGGCAAGGCGUUCAAGAAGCGAAAGAAGUAUCUUGACUCAUCCGAUGACGAAGACGAAAUCGCAAAGGCCAUCUUCGAUGCUCACCACGCGCCGAUGCCUGGUCAAAUGGAAAAUUGCGCCAUCUGCCGCAAGCGAUUCACCGUCACCCCGUACUCUCUUGCCGGCCCCGACGGCGGUCUGCUGUGUGCCCCCUGUGGAAGGCAGAUGGCCAAGGAGCAACAGGGUCAACCGAAGAAGAAGCCGCGGAAACAGACAGGAGGUGUCGGCUCGCGUCGUGCGUGGCAAAGUCGCAUUCUCGACGGAGAUGUCGGCACGAAGAGCCUCGCCACCCUCUGCGUGCAAACGUUGGCGAAGAACGUUGACAUGGCGGACAGCUUGGGUGACCUGCCGGAUCACCUUGUCGACAAGAUCGCCCGCAUCUUCUCCAAGCGGAGGCUGCUGAAUCCAGAGACGCUGCCGCUGUUCGUGCAACCUGCAACGGAGGACGUCCGUAUAUAUGACGGUGCAAGGCUGGGCGAGCAGGACUUUAGGAGCAUCUUUCAGGUGGCCCCGCAUCUGAAAAGAUUCAAAGCACGCGCUGCGAUUCAGUUCAAAGAUGAGGUCAUGGACUACCUCCUAUCUCGUGACACCUCCCUGGAAAGCUUCUACCUCCACGGCGCCAAUCUUUUGAGCGAAGAGAAAUGGCACCAGUUUCUGGCCCACAAGGGGCAAGGACUCCAGGACCUUCAAGUGUACUAUACGGACAAGCACUUUGGCGAUGAGAGCAUACGGACGAUGGCAAAGACCUGUCCUAACCUUCGCCGUCUCAAGGUUUCCAACAACCAGAAGCUUGGCAACAAGGGCGUCAAGGCCAUCGGCGAGCUGUCAUCACUCGAGCAUCUCGGCUUGCAGCUGCAGAACCAAAUAUCUUCUCCUGCCUUGACCAGCGUCCUGUCACGAAUCGGGAGCCAACUCAAGACGUUGUCGCUCAAGAUCGUGCCCGUGAUCGAUGACACGGUGCUGCAAGCCAUUCACCAGAACUGUCGUUCUCUCGUGAAGCUGCGAAUCACCGAGAGCGAGAAGAUGACGGACAGCGGGUUCGUUGACCUCUUCACGAAAUGGGAGAACCCCCCACUCCGCUUCCUCGAUCUUGAAAAGUGCCGACACGUCGACUCGACUCGCCCGCGUGACAACGACGAAUCCGUCGGUCUCUGCGGCGAGGGCUUCAAGGCUCUGAUGGCCCAUUCAGGAUCCAAGCUGGAGAGUUUGAACGUGCAUGCCUGCCGACACAUCCCGAGGCAGGCAUUCGAGGAAGUCUUUGGCGACGAGGCCCACUACCCCGAGCUGAAGAAGUUGGAAAUAAGCUUCUGCGAGGAAGUGACCGACUUGAUCCUGCGCGCCAUUUUCCGCGCGUGUCCCAAGAUCAAAGAAGUCAACGUGUUCGGCUGCAUGAAGGUCAAGGACGUGAGGGUUCCUCGUGGCGUGAUCCUGGUGGGGGUGCCCAACGCCCAGGGCAUGGUAACUGAGGGCAUGGACUGA